GGCGGCUGCGCGUCGACCUGGUCCGCCUGACACUCAGUCGACGGGGAGAGAGGAUGCUGCCUCCGUCAGCCUCUCUGAGGACGCCGAUGGAAGGACACGCGUGAGCCUUCUUUGUGUUUUCUCCCACUUGGACUUUUCCACAUCACCCCCCCAUGCGUGUGAGGAGCAGAGAAGACAUUAACUGGCGCCUCGUCACCGGAGUGGCGCACUUGACCGGAAUAUAGUCGCUGCUUCAAUGGCUAUAAUGGUAAAAAUGGUGGGAAUGGACGAGGACGUCUGUCUUUCUAAAGAGGAGGAAAGAUUUUACGGAUGCCUGUGAAUGUUCUAAAGUCAAAGUCACUACAUCCAUUCCAAUUCUUUGGUCUACCCGACUGGAGCCUUGGCCCUGCACCCUGAAUUUGAGUGAUUACUAAUCGCCUCCAAGGGCAAUUGCAAAGCAAGACAACAACAACAACAAAGCGAGACUCUUGGGAGUUUGGAGCAGCAGUGGAAUGUGGAGGUGGCAGGGCUGGUGAGUCAUUCACCUCAGCAGAUGCAACAAAUUAUUCAUCACUCGUGAACAGCUAAGAAUACAUUAUUUACGAGGACCAAUUUCCAACUGGAGACCAAUAUGAAGGACGUGUCAUUUGUGGAUCGUCUCUUUGUCGGCUUGGCCAUGGCCUCUUUUGUUGUGGCCGCUGACAAAAGGCCAGACUGCCCCAAACUCUGCGUAUGCGAGAAUCGACCCUGGUUCUCUCCCAGUUCCGUAUACAUGGAGGCACAGACUGUUGACUGUAAUGAUUUGGGACUAUUUAACCUGCCAGAGAAACUACCCGUGGGCACACAAGUACUGUUGCUGCAAACAAACAACGUUGCAAAAAUAGACAGACCUUUGGAUUACCUGGCCAACAUCACAGAGAUUGAUUUAUCGCAAAAUAACAUCUCAUCCACGAGCGACGUCAAUUUGGGGAUUCUGCCUCAGCUCCUGUCCCUACAUAUGGAAGAGAACCGAAUACAAGAGCUGCCCGACCGAUGUCUGGCGGAGGUGGCAAAUCUCCAAGAGCUCUAUCUAAAUCACAACCUCAUUUCUUCAAUUUCCAAAGCUGCUUUCCAGGGUCUCGGCAAGCUUCUUCGGCUCCAUCUCAAUUCAAACAAGCUGAAAGUCAUUCACAGAGAGUGGUUCGACCCUAUGCCAAGCCUGGAGAUUCUAAUGAUUGGUGAGAAUCCCGUGCUGUCCAUCGACGAAAUGAAUUUCAAACCUCUCAGCAGUCUCCGCAGUCUUGUUCUCACCAGAAUGAACCUGUCUCAGCUCCCUGACAACGCUUUGGUCGGCCUCGAUAACCUCGAAAGCAUCUCCUUCUAUGAUAAUACGUUCCCUGAGGUGCCACACUCUGCCCUGAAAAAUGCAAAAAACCUUAAGUUUUUAGAUCUGAAUAAAAACCCAAUUGCCAGAAUACAGCGAGGGGAUUUCGUGGACAUGCUCCAUUUAAAAGAGCUAGGGAUUAAUAGCAUGCCAGAGCUCGUUUCUAUCGACAGCUUUGCCCUCAAUAAUCUGCCCGAGCUGACUAAAAUAGAAGCUACCAACAACCCGAAACUCUCCUACAUUCACCCUAAUGCUUUCUACAAACUGCCACGGCUGGAAACACUAAUGCUAAACGGCAACGCACUGAGUGCCCUCCACAGAAUUACCAUCGAAUCGCUCCCGAACCUCAGAGAAGUUAGCAUGCACAGCAACCCCAUUCGCUGUGACUGCGUGGUACGCUGGAUGAACAUGAACAAGACCAACAUUCGCUUCAUGGAGCCCGACUCGCUGUACUGCGUCGAGCCUCCGGAGUACGAGGGCCAACAUGUCCGACAGGUGCACUUCAGGGAGAUGAUGGAGAUUUGUCUGCCACUCAUAUCACCGGAAAGCAUGCCCGGCCAUAUCAAAGUACGCAGCAGGAGCUCCGUGUCGCUCCAUUGCCGGGCCUUUGCCGAACCAGAGCCGGAGAUCUACUGGAUCACUCCGUCUGGGAAUAAAGUGAUGCCCAACACCGUAUCCGACAAGUUCUACAUGCACCCAGAGGGAACGUUCGACAUCUACGACGUCACUGAAAAAGAAGCCGGUCCUUACACUUGUGUAGCCCACAACCUGGUUGGAGCGGAUCUGAAAUCAGUUUCGAUCGAGGUCAACGGUUAUUUCCCACAACCUACAAACGGUUCUCUCGAUGUCAAGGUCAAGUCAGUGAAGACGAAUGCCAUCCUGCUUUGGUGGAAGGCGAGCCCGGGCACUCUAGCUCCCAGUAUUAAGUGGUACACCCUGUCAAGCGCGAACCAUCCCGCCGCUUCAUUUUCCACCAGGGUGCCCUCUGACGUCCAAAUCUACAACCUUACUCAUCUAAGCCCUGCCACUCAGUAUAUAGUUUGCGUGGAUGUCCGCAGUAUCCACUACAAGCACGACACCAAAUGUGUCAAUGUCACCACCAAGGGAUUAGAGCUCACAGCCAAGGACACAGAAAAAUGGGACACGGCACUAAUCACAUCCUUUGGUGUGCUCCUAGCUGGGAUUUCAGUGGGCUGUCUGCUUAUAUAUGCGUCUCUGCGGAUCCACCAACUUAAUGGGGAUUUAAGGAAAUGCGACUCCAAAGCCUUGCUGUUACCAGUGGAAGCUACCGGUGAUCGCCCUUCUUUUACCAAGCUGUGCUUUUCAGGGAGGCCGCUUCCGAGUGGCGUGGAAGUGAAAGCCACAGUCAUAAACGUGUCGGACAAUGCUUUUUAAGAAGCUACACUAAUUGGACACGACUACAGGCAGGGGUGGACAACAAUGCUAUACUGUUUUAAAGCUAAACCCAUUGUUGAGCUUCGGAUCAGAUACUCUGGCAAGACCAUUACCGGACUGGGAUAGAACAGUGCCAACUCCCAAUUGCUGCUUUCCCAGUUUCAACCCCAGCUGAUGGGGUGGCUUUGUAACUGCGACUUCAAACAAAGCGUACAUCGACCAGAUGGGGCACUUUCUGCCAGAAGAUACAUUUUAGUUUGGUUCGUGCAGAAACAGGCGCUGGAAUGAGAGUUAAUAUUCGAUGGGGAGGAAAAUCAAGACAAGGAGGGCCCGCUCUCUUGUAACUGACUGUUCAAUUUGUCCUGAGUUGUGGAAAUGUCUGUGUGGUCCCAAGCAAUACCGUCUGUGCUUUGUCAAACAUCCAUAGACGAGUUAGCGAAACAGUAUUAACACCUGUCUAUACAGAGGAAGGAGAUUUAGUAGAGUAGACGAAUAACAGUGAACUACGGUGUAAAGCCUUUUGAUGAACCAUCCCCCUCCCCCUUUUUUCUAUUUAAACGGAAUCCUCGAUUUUUCAUGGAAAUAUUGUUAUAUAUUCUAUUAUGUUAACGUCACCACAAAUCCUCUGUAUCACAGCAGUUUAAAUAAUUGGCUUUAAAUGAAGGCAAGCGGCAGACUUUGAUUACAACAUUAUGUUAUGCUUAAUGGAAUCCUGCUACAAAAUGGCUAUCUUGAGAGGAAAUUCUGCAUCGUUCUCCUUUCUUACGAUGAUUGGGGGGAAACGUGGAUACAACAAGUACAAAGCUAAGGUGGUUGCUGUCCUGUGGCUUAAAAAAAAAAAGAAAAAAAAAAAAGUCAUUUGGUAUGCCCUGGUAAGUGCCUAAAAGAACUACAUACGGUUGGGAAAAUAAAAGGAAUUUGUCAAUUGCAGCAAAAAAAAAAAAAAAAAAAAAGACAAAAAAAACCACAUGACUAUGUUAUCAUUGCAGAUGUGAAGAAUACCCUGUCAGUAUUUUUAGCAAACAUAUUUUAAAAAUAUUUCGUUGUUGCUUUGGGUGUAAAGUUAAAAGCCAUUUUUAUAUUAUAACUGUUCUAUAUGUGAUCUACGGGCACAACAGACUAAUUAAGCAAAGUGCUAAGAAAAAAAAUAAUAAAUGUAAUUGUUUCUUUUACAGACAACUGCGAAUGUUUGCUUUUUUUGCCACUAGCUGUCAGAAUCCUAUCAACUGCUUUUUGAAGGGUGCAUUUAAAGUGUCUGUGACACCAUAAAACAAAUCUUAAAUAGCAUUAUUAUGAGAAUUAAAAUCAUAUUUUAAGACAAUUAGACUACCCGUCAUUAUGGUGCUCUGGCGCCGCCAUCAGGGUGAGGAUGUCGGCAGAGUAAUGAUUUCAGCUGAUUUCCAAUUCAGCCCAAUGGAGGAGGAAGAUUCAGAACCCGGAAAAUGCGACAGACAGCAACAAAACAUCAUCGUAUUUAUCUCUCUACUCCAUUAUUUUUUACAUGAUAUUAUACAGUAUUUUCCCCAAUUGCUUAAUAAAUUGUAUGGUCAUGACAAAAAAAAAAAAAAAAAAGUCUUGUGCUAAAUGAUAUUAAAAAUAUAUAUUCUAGGGCUGUCAAACGAUUAAAAUUUUUAAUCGACUUAAUUACAGCUUAAAAAUUCAUUAAUCGUAAUAAAUCGCAAUUCAAGCCAUCUAUGAAAUAUGCAAUAUUUUUCUGUAAAUUAUAGUUGGAAUGGAAAGACACAAGACGGAUAUAUACAUUCAACAUACGGUACAUAAGUACUAUAUUUGUUUAUUAUAACAAUAAAUCAACAAGAUUGCAUUAACAUUAUUAACAUUCUGUUAAAGCAAUCCAUGGAUAGAAAGACUUGUACUUCUUAAGAGAUAAAUGUUAGUACAAGUUAUAUAAAUUUUAUAUUAAAACCCCUCUUAAUGUUUUCGUCUUAAUAAAGUUUGUAAAAUGUUCAAUCAAAAAAUAAAUUAGUAGCUCGCCAUUGUUGAUGUCAAUAAUAAUUAUGGUGCUGAAACCCAUAAAAUCAGCCGCACCCAAGCGCCAGCAGAGGGCGGCAAAACACCAAAAAACACAAGUAACAAGUGGAAAUGACACUUUGCUGUCAUUUUAAAUGUUUGAGCAGGGCAUGUGCGUUAAAUGCGUCAAAUAUUUUAACGUGAUUAAUUUAAAAAAUUAGUUAACGCCGGUUAACGCGAUAAUUUUGACAGCCCUAAUAUAUUCAGUACGACAGGGCUACAGUACUGCAUAAUGGUCAACACAGCCGAUUUCUUAAACCUCCCAUACGGUAUUCUAUGCCACCGGAGUUAGUCCGGCUUUUGUCAUUUCCCUGCCCUGGCGUCGGAGACUGAGGAGUGUAAACAAAGCAGGUGGCGUGAGAGCCAGUCGACAUGUUAACCCAUGGGUGUCAAACUGAUUCCACAAAGGGCAGCAGUGGGUCCUGGACUUUGCUCCAACAGAUCCAGCACAGACAGUUCAACCAAUGAGUUUUCUGCUAAAAUAAGUAGCACCUGACUGUAAUCAACCAAUUACACUUGUAAGACACCAGAUUGGUAAAAAAUAAUUCAUCUUGUUUGGUCGGAAUGAAAUCCAGUCCCCACUGUGGCCCUUUGAGGACCGGUUUGACAACUGUGUGCUAACUCGAGCAGAGCAGCUCUUCAAAGUCUUUUUCUCGCCUUUGGAAAACUAAAAAUCAUACAAUACUACCCCGACUCAUGUCACACACGGCGGCGGGAGUAAUGGUCUUCACCCUAGUCCCUAGCAGCGAGCAAGUUUCGGCUCGCUGUUCUGCUGUGGCCCCGGCAGGCAGGCAGUGCUCAUCGCUGGGGAUGCAGAGGGGAAUGAAGGCCGAAAAUGGCGCAUUCUCGGUGGACAAACUGGACAAGGUCAGACCGCGUGGCUUCCCAAGCCCAAGCAGAGUAUAGCGCUCUCUAAGCGGACACGUGAAGAGGACGCAGGGGUUGGAAGUAAGCCUGAACGAUAUAUCGUUUAAACAUCGCCAUCACGAUGUGCGCAUGCGCGAUAGUCCCAUUGCAAGGACGUGCGAUAGUUUAAAAAAAAAAAAAAAAAAAAUUCCAAUCCACAAACCUUUGUUCUGCUUCAUUCGCUCGCACAGCCUCCCUCAUCCCUCUCCCAGCUCUAAGUCACUGCGGCACUUGCUUAUUAAAGUUAACGAUGGCUUUGAUCUGGCCAAAGAAGCUGACUUCACACGGGCAAUCUGUCAAUCAUCAUUUAACAGUUUCUGCAAGGAAGCGCGGGCUAGAAUGAAUGUGUGUGUCUGUGGGGGGAAGGGGGGUGAUGUGGAGACGUUCGAGACAUAUAAAAUAAACGCCAUAAGUGAUUAUGAGGAGUUUGUAAUUUCUACAUGUCACUCCAAGAGUCACAGCCAUGUUUGGUAAACAGAUGCAUUUAACAAAGCCAAGCCUUUUUCUGCUACAGUACUUAAUUCUUCUCUAUUCUUAUCAUAAUUAUUACAUUUGAAGUGCUCAAAAAGCAUUUAUUAAUAUAUAUACAUAUAUAUACACAUUUGUAAAAAUCAUACUUUGGGGGAAAAAAGUGAGAAAAAACAUGUCAUAUGUAUCUCUUAUAAUUUUUUUUUUUUUUAACUCAUUCACUCCCAGCCAUUUUCAACCAGAGCACCUUCGCUCCCGGCCGUUUUUCUGGAUUUUGACUGAUUUUGCAAGGCCCACAGAAAAUUCUGUUCUAUUGCUAUAUAAACAUAGAACCCACCAAAAGAAAGAUUAGACUCUCUUCUUUCAGCAGAAAAAAAAACUUUUUCCAUUCUUUCGAAAUCAGCAUUAGAAAAUAGCUUAGUUUGAGCAAUUUUCCGAUUUCUGAUGAAAAAACGGAGAAAAUGAGCUUUUUGUAAACGCAUACAUUUCAAACAUAAUUUUAACACAGCUAUUUUUUGCAUUAGUUACAUCCCAAACAUCUCAAUAAUGUUUUCCUUUUACAAAAUAUAAUAAGACAAAUAGAGCUUUUGAUAGCAAAGUAACAAUUUGUUUACACAUGACUACUGAGAGAUGACGCCUGUUGUCACCCAGAUAAUGCCGUUGUCGGCGUGUCUGCCGUGUAAACUAUUCCCUCAUCGUUGUCUGUCUCACAAAGAUGGAUUAUUUUUAGAGGUGGACGAUAAUUAUCGGUCCGAUAAUAGGAAUUAUGACGUCAUCCCAACAAAUCCGGUUACAUAAUAUAUUAUCAGCCCUAUUAAUAAUAUUUUUGGCACGGUGUCGGAAUGGGAUUUGUGCGUUUGUUUCCACUCCUGUUUUUCCAGUAUCCAAAGUUUUGUUACUGUCUUUGUUUGUUCAUUAUAAUAAUGUUCAUGUCAUCAUGAAAAUUCUGGUUCGGUCAAAGGCAAAUCUAAGCAGAAUCAACCACUAGUAUUUUUGACCUACAGGUCUUCAAAAACUCAGGUGAAUACACAUUGAAAAAUUAUAUAUAUAUUAUCGUUUAUCGUAUCGGUAUCGGCCUUGAGGAGCAGGAAGUUAUCGAUAUCGGUUUCAAAAAAUGAUUAUCGUGCACCCCUAAUUAUUUUUGAAUCUCUGCGGGGUCUGCUUGGCGAGCUCGCUGCGCGGUGGUCUCAGUCGUUUUGCUCGGUCGUCCAGGCGUACUCUCGGUUGUUUUGUCCAGUCGUCUGCCGCCUGGCAUACUGCUGCCAGCGCUCUGACCGUGCUGCCCGGGCUUUCAUUGCUGUUGAAUCGGGUGGCGGGUCUUUACAAAAUGCGCUACUGCCCUCCAGUGGCCAGUUUUAUUGCUUUAAAAUGGGUUUGGAGCCUUGUUUUUUGUUUCUCAGAUAGAUCACAAGAUAUAGAUUCUUCUUGUAUAAAAAAAAACAAACAAAAAAACGCAAAAGACGUAUACGUUUUUGGGACAACAAAGCAUUGAAAAAUAGAACAUAUUUAUACGUUUCUGGGAGCAAAUGAGUUAAUAUCGCAAUAUAAUAUCGCAAUAUAUCGCAAACCCCCCCAAAAAUCGCAGCAAUAGUUUUUUCCAAUAUCGUUCAGGCCUAGUUGGAAGUCUCGACACAAUGGAGAACCUGGACACAAGAGCGGGGGGCUUCCCGGGCCUAAGCCAAGGAUAGCGCUAAAUAGGCGGGCACGCCUUUAUCCGCCGGGGACUAUGGUGUGCGACAAGCCACCGGUCAGGGUGGCUGGACAGGGAGCAUUGUCACCCACAAAAUGCAAGCCACCUCCUUAUUAAGUCCCAGUAUUUUACAUUACAUAAAACACGUAGCUUGUUCACUUUGUCAUCCGUCCAAUGGUCUGUAGAUUGUCGGAGUUGUUUUGCCCAUUCUUCAGUAUCUUUUGGAAAUCUGAAAAGCCUCAUACCACUCUCCCAGGUGUAGCAACAAAAGCCUGCAGCGCAUUGGGCUGCCGUGACAUGUCACAGGCACUUUAAGAUCUUUUGCAGUACACAAUGAAGCGUUAUGCGAAUGUCUAUCUUUCGAAGCUGACCGUAAAAGCAGAAAGCGCCGUGCUUAGUCAGGGACAAAACGUUCCUGAAGUCUAAAAAGCACCAGGACUCGCAUUUGAACGGGCCCACUGAAUUAUCCGGAGCGUUUCGUACGAGAAAGUCAAGCAUGAUGAAUGGCUGUCAGGCUCAGAGUGACGUUGUGGAUUUAUCAAACUGGGCUCGGCGCUCGUACGUCAGCCCCAGCCUUCGGCGGCACGGACAAAGGCUUUUAGAGGCGAGUCGUCUGUCAAAGACAAAGGGAGUUAAAAUAUGAGACGGCCGACUCCUCAGGUAAAAUUUCAUUGGAUUACGGUCAAGCACAAACACAGCAAGCUCGACUUGCGAGAUGAUCGUUUCAAACAAACAAGUCCUCAAAUAAUCGAGGCAGUCUUUCCGUAAGUAAACUGCGUGUCGUCUGAAUCUCAUUUAUCUUCCUGUCGCUCCGAAUCUCACGCAAAUCGUCACAUUCGGGCAUUCCUCGACACACUCCCGACAUUGGCAGGCACAUAAUCACUGGCGGUUGUUUUAUCUCCUUCCAAUAUUUACAGUCAUUGCAACCUAUAAUAAUAAUUAAAAAAAAAAAAUUAAAAAAAAAACCUCUCUGGAUUAGACUUAAAUCCUACAUGAAAAGAACCAGAGAGCAGUCAACAUUUAAUCCGCUGCCAGGACGGGAAAAAUGAUGCUUCUUUCUGCAUCUCUAGUUAUUUUAAACAGUGUUAUUUUUAAAAACAAAUCUGCACUGAGGCUGAUAUUAAUGUGACAGCAAAAGAUUUAUUUCAAUUUUACACAUACGCUUGUCAGAAGGCCUGCGAACGGGUACAACUCCACCGCAAAAAUUGAUCGACGAACGACUUGCUGAUUUCAGUGGUUUGUGAUCCGCAAGAAAUACAUUUAAAUGUCUGCGGGAGGGCUCUAUCUCUAUAUCAAAUAGCUCGUCUAUGAAAUUGUUUUAUUCAAACGGCCUAAUUUCCUAGAUUAAUGUCUUUUCAAGCACCGCUUGCUUAAAAUCUGAUAGCGCUGCGCAAGACGCAAACGGCGUCGGAGGCAGCUGCGGGCACUUUUCUACGUUUGAAUUAUAAGAUUAUUCAAGUAACAAAAUUCCUCGUAGGUCAGCUGGCGUAGCUACGGGCGCCCACGUUCCGACGAGAAGUGAAAUGUCAACACGCAUUUGCAGUCCUGCUGCUCUCACCAUUGCUGGCUUGUAAGAGGCCUUUAUGGGCAGAGGAACAAACAGAUGACCUAUGAAUCCCAAUAACAAAGCGCCGAUUGCUUUUAACGGCAUAGUAAAAAUGGAUUGGCCUCAUGGAGCCAUAUACUUUUAAACAUGUACAGUAUAUUUACACAUCAACACAAUCUGAUAUUGAUUAAAGUAAACCUUUGGCAGGAGCGCGAUGGCGCUGAUUUACUAAGACCCUCAAUAGCGUGUGCUAAAUUGGGUGUUCGCUAACAAAUUGCACGUGCAAUUGGCAACAGAUGUAGAAAGUGCUUUACGUAGCAUUCGUGGUUUUUACAAUGAAGCAUUUGGAAGAGCAACAGAAGCAUAAAAUUAAUUGAAAAGCACUUUGGAAAACAACUGCUGUUGAAAGCAAAUGCUGUACAUAAAUUAAUAGGUGAAACUGUUACAAGUAUCAGGAGUGUUAUUGCCAUGGGUUGGGGGGCAUUUGCGGGCAAACUCCACCUCAAAAAAGGAGGGUAAAAUAAAAUGGGGCGGCAACCUAGAGGUUGUGGGUUCGAUUCUCCGCCUUGAUGACCUCGUCUAAGUAUCCUUGAGCAAGAUACUGAACCCCAUUUUGCUUCUGGUGCUGCGCCACCAAUAUGUAACCCUUUAGGUACCCUUAAAUACCCCCAAACCUGAAAAUAACUAUCCAAAAACAUGUAUUAUAUGUCACUGUACCAUCUUCUCCAAGACGCUGGAGCAAAGUCCUAGCAAGACAGCGAGGUAAGCUCCGAUAUGACGAUGACAGACGUCCGUGUGGUUUGCCGACUUUAUUCAGCUGCUCGUGAAAUCAACACUUGCAGAACUAAAAUAAAAAUGAAAUCUGUUUUAUCUUCAAUAACACCAGCAAUAACAAUCUACAGAAAGGAUUAGCAUGUAUCAGUUAGUGUUCGCACAUCGUCAUAAACAAUCACAUAAACUCAACCUAAAUGGCGUACCGCAAGCAACACGUUACUUUUGCUGAUUAAUAUUCAUGACUUUAGCAAUUGUUGCUAGGUGGGUCAACCUGCCUUUUGUCACUAAUAGUAAAUUAAUGUAAAUAGCGUACGAACGAGAUGUUUACUGAGGUAAACCUAACAAUUAUAUCCGAAAAUGAUGUCCCUGGUGCCAAAUUCAUUGGUAAAGAUGUGGAAGAACAUACAAAUGUUCAGUUAAAGAGAUGGCUUGAGUGUCGAGGGCUAAAAAAGAUCCUUUUUUAUUGCCUUACGCCACUGACAAUGACAUUCUCCUGUUUCAAUGAUAUAUCAUUUACCACCAUAUACCCUUUCUUUCUUAUAUAUUAUAUCCUCUGGUUGUCUUACAUCUCUGAUCGUUCUACGGGGCAAUUUACAUUGCUAUUUUUGUGUGGCAAUCGGAAUGCUACUCAGUGACAGCCAACGAACACUUUUCAUUUUUUUUAUUUAUAUCAAAUCUUAAUUCUAUAAUUUAUUUACACUUCCCCCUUACUAAAAAUGUUUUCUUUACAACAGAAAAGGUAAUAGUGGCAGUCAGAUACCAUUUUUUUUUUUUUUCAGGUCAUUCAUUGUCGGACAGAAGCAGCAUGGCAAAACGCCACGCUAAAAAAUACUGUAGGCAAAAAUAUCAAAAUGGCUUACUUCUUUGUCCUCUGGAGGACCAUGGCCUCCAACAAAAUGUUUACUGCAUAUGAAAUGUGAAUGGCUUCACCUUGCUGGCGUUAAACUAGUCUUUUGGACGUCCGGGCAAGGGUAUCCAUUCUUCACAUUUUUUCCCCCUCAGAGUUUUUGGUUUCGGGAAACGUAUGAAGAAAACAUCCUCCAUAUGUCGUAAUGUCUAGAGGCGUUUCUACAAGUUCCAUAGCAGCAGUAUUUGAUCGGCAUGUUCUUUUUUGAAAGAUUACCGGAGAAAAAGAGCAGAAAUAACAUGGAUUGUAUGCAAGGGCGUGUCUAUGAUGUCCCACUUCCGAUUACUAUGGCGAUGUCACGGUCUAAAAAUAGCAUUGGUGCGGUACGCUAUUGAAACACCUACAAGAAACAGUACAAAAGGUGUUAUAUACAGGUGUUCCCUUCGUGGAUGCUUCGCAAGCAAGAAAUGUGCGCACAGGCUUGCAGGUUUUCCCCUCCCUCUCACUCGGCUGGCCGACUUCUUCCUUGGAACAAACGUGCUGUUCUUCGUGUGCGCCAGUAUUGUUUCCGUCAACGAUGACAAUAACAAAAAGAUUUUGUCGACCAACAAUUUUUCAUGACGAUGACGAGCUAAAAAUAUGUUUUGGGAGACUAAAACAUCACGAGAUGAAUGCCUGUUUUCGUCUGACGAGACGAGAACGACAUGAAAAUGCGCCAUAGUUUCCGUCAGAGCAGUUGCAUCGUAGCAGUGUUUGGUCACUCAUGUGAGAUACUGAACCACCCCCCGAUCCACACACACACACUUACUCACCGGUGUCCUCUCCAGGCUCUAGACUUGCCUUUUUUCGAACACAUGUCAGGUGCUGCUUGGUAAGUGUUUUCUUGUCUUAGCUAGAUAUGCCAUGUUGCUUUAGCCUUUAAAUGUCUGUGCACACGCUAAAUGUAACUUGUAGCAUUAGCAUAGCGUUGAUGUUAGCAUCAGUGUUGUUUUUGGCAGCCAUAUUAAUUUUUGUCUUAGUCUUUUGGACGAAAAUGCUUAUUAGUCUUAGUCAUAUUUUAGUCAUUUCAAAAUGUGUUCGUCUUCGUCGCGCUUUAGUCAACGAAAACUAGUUGUAGUCGAGAAAUUUAUAAAUGUUUUCAUCUAUAAACUUCAAAAGUUUUAGUCCAGGAAUAAAUAAAGGUAUCCAACAAUUUGGAACAUGACAGACGAGCACAUGACUUGAGUUUACAAGGAUAUCACAUGAUGAUAAUGUACUCUCAGCAGGAAAACAGCAAAAUAUUUGCAAUUAAUUAAACUCACCUGGAUGCCACGAACGGUAUGUAAAAUGUUUUCGAAGAGUUUAGGAAGACACAGAGUCCCCGCCCUAAAUGCUAAUACUAACGCUAUGCUAACACUUCAUGUUAGUUUAGUGUGUGAUGUUCACGUCACAUGAGUGACACGACCAAAUACUGCUAAGUGCGUUCUUACUACACAUACAAUAAGAAAAUAUCACACAUUGUUAAUUUAUGAUGGAAACUAUGGCGAACUUGCAUCUCGUUCUCACGUCGUCAGACCACAACUGGCAUCCAUCUCGUUAUGAUUUAGUCUCCCAAGACAAGUUUUCAGCGCGUCAUUAAAAAUUGUUCGUUGACGAAAUAUGUUCGUUAUCAUUAUCGUUGACGAAAACAACACUGGUUAGCAUGAAAUAUUGGGUGACCAAACAUACUCUUUUGCCCGGACAUGUCCACUUUUUACAUCCUGUCCGGUGCGUCUGGCGGGGUUUUAUAAAUUUAUGAAAAUUUUUCUUUUUUUGACUGACAAUUUGCACAGAAUACUACUGUACUGUGCUGCAUGUGACAUGUUCCCAAAGAGCCUGCCCAGUUGUUAAGACUUGUGUUCAGUGCGUAUAUAAUCAAAUGCUCAUGUACCUAAAAGUGAACUUAAGUCAAAAAUACCUUUAUUCUACUUUAGAUACAAAUUUGCGCAUGUGUGCGCAGUCACAGACUGGCUUUAUCAUGGCGUCAACUGUCAAUUCUCAUUCACAAACAAACCUUUGUGAGUCGUGACGACAGGAGCUCACAGGCUAUCGGUAAGUACACUUGCUAAACUUACAUUUCGGCAACUGUUGACUUUUGUCGGAGCUUUGUACUGUUGUGAUGUGUAAAAUCCCGUUUGGUGUCGCAUCGUUACGCUGCCGACGAUUGUUAACUUUCAUAGCAAUGUUUGAUUUUUACCUUGGCCACCGGUGCUAGCUGUCAGUGAGGUAAGCCGCGAUAGGCAUUGUGGGAUAAUGCAGUUUUGAAGUGCUGCUUGAGUCUUGAAGCUACGGUUUAAUUUACAUUAUUUCACUCGAAUGAGAAAUUAGCUUUUUGUUAAAGCUGGAUUUUCUACAGAAGAGGUAUUAUGAGAACAUUGUUUCAGAUUACUUGCACAGUAAGACUUGAAAAGACAGCUAUACUUUUUGUUCAAGGAUUCAAGGAUUUGCCAAUACAAAAGAGGCAUUUUUUAAUCAAUAUUUAAGCAAGUGUUUUUUAUUUGCAUUAUUUUAGGAAUAACAAACCCUGUUUGGUAACCUCUGUGAAUUUGAAUUUGUGUCUUUGGUUAUGUAUAGGGAUGGGAAUCAAGAACCGGUUCCUAUAGAAACCCGGUUCCGCGCAUUUCAAUGCCAUGGAAUCGAAAGGCAGUUUAUCCAACGAUUCUCUUAUAGAUUCUAAGCAGCACGAAUUAAUAUAUGUAAUUUAUGCAUGUUACACUCACUCGAGUCAGCAAUUAAGACUACAUGAUCAUAUAAAGAGGGUCCCCUCACCAAAUACAUUCUGGAAAACUAUCGCCAAUUGAAUUAGCAUUAGUUUACAAAGGCCAGGUCAUUAUUCAUGAGACUACAUAGAGAAAUGGUGAUUUUUCCACAAAAGUCUAUUAAUGGUUCUAUCGUAUUCCUCGUCGAACACUCUAUAAUACAACAUAUAUGCAUCUAAAAUAAUCCUAAAUUAUUUUAUUAGCAAUUUUAACACUCAUUUCGGUUGGUAGGCCACCAAUCAAUGUUUUUUUCGGAAUCAUUUGAAUUUGCUGGGUCGCAGGGCCAAUGUGACUACUGAUUUCCCGCAAAAGUAUAUACCUCUGCAUCCGACGGUGGUGUUUUUGUGUUGCUACGACUACCGGAAAUGCAUAUUCCAAAUUACUUCCCUAAAUGCACCUGACGACUCCAGCCAAUCGGCGUAUUUUCGCCUGUAAUUGAAGACAGGAUGGUCCCAUUGGUCCCAAACCACUUUUAUUCGACUCAGUAUCAAAAGGUCUUUGCUUAGAGUACCCCAACUAUGUCUAGGAAAAAAUCCAAGUUAAUGGAGGAUUGUGCUAAAAUUCCUCUUAUAUUGUAUGAGACCCAACUGUCCUUAUGUAAUUACACCAACCUAGUUAUACAUUUGUUAAAGAAGUCCCAGAGAAUUCUGGUACUCGUACUAGUCCCAAACAAUGGCCGAUAUGGCCUCUCCCCCGGAAAACCCAAAGGUGCCAAAAAUGACCCAAGUGUUUUUGAAUUGACAAAUCGUUGUCGGACAGACAACAGCCGUUCAUAGGGAAAUGCAACCACUAGACAUACAUUAACUUCAGACACAAUGACCACAAUCCAUUCUCCAUGCCUCUGAUUCAGUCCUUCUAAACUAUCGACACAAUUCCUGCUUUACACUCAAAUUGCAGUUCUAAAACACUUUUUUUUCUUCUUCAAAACAAUGGGCCAUUCUUUCUGUCGUUAUGUGUGGAGUACAGGAGAAGUGAAUUAAAAAAUGUGUAAAAUAUGUCAAAUUUCCUAAAUAAAUAAUUAAAUAAAUGUAGCUUGACUUAACUGACAAAAACUAUCACGAGUCACGAAGGAGAGGCCAAAUCGGCCAUUGCUAGGGAAUAUUAGGAGUGUUUGUCUUGGGAAAGGCCAAGUCGGCCUCUGCUGGGUUUUCUAGUGUUAAUAUUUGGGACAACAAAAGAGAUACUCUGCCCCUGCUGUCCUGAUGUCCUUUUAAAAAGGAGGAUUUUUUUAUUUCUAUGAGAAAAAUGUUUCAGUAAAAUGUUACACAUUCUUGUCUAUUUGCCACAGUUACAUAUUGCCACAGUUAACAUCGAGGCUUUGGGCUUCUUUUGACCUCGUUGUGAGUUUUUAAGGUUGUGACUUCUGAUUAAACAAACUAGAUGCCAAUCAAAAUAUUUGUUCUUUUUCCAAAAUUAGAAUUGAUAAGCGAAUCGGUUAAGCAGUAUCAAUAAUGGAAUCGGAAUGGUAAAAAUCGUAUCAAUUCCCAUCCCUAGUUAUAUAGCUAAUAUUUUUUAUAAACUGAUUUUUUUCUAUCCAGACAGAGGAAGCACAUCUUUGAGUAAACUUCAAGUAAAAUUUAAGUAUCUUGUGGCCGGGCCGAGUGUCCUCUUUUUUGGAAAUCAAAACAUGGUCACCCUAACGUAAUACAACAAUUAAGUUCAAAGUGAUGGAAUUGAAAGUGAUAACGGAACAGAAAAAUAUUAUGAAGUGGCAGAAAAUCUAUCACGCUGAUAAAUUUGGGGAAACUUGGGACAGCACGCUAAAAAUAGCUCUUGGAAAAGCUAGCGCCAGUGUGCAGAUAUGACCGAGAUGCAAGGAAAUUCAGAGUAGAAGGCAGUUUUCUCAUCAGUAAUUGGCUCCACGUCAGCCCUUAGAUCAUUCAAAAGCCCCAAAAUUGCUUUUGCUGACUCGGUUACGUCGCGGUCAUUUUUGAAGGCACUUCAAAAAUGUUGACGCGUUGAGACGGGACAAAGACCUUCAAAAUGUGGUCUCCAAACCAGUCUGGGCAGGCAAGUUGGUUUCAGGUUUUAUAAAUCACAGAAGUUGCGCAAGAUGUAUGUAUUUGCAUACAUUCCUCGGUAAUAUAUCGCAAAACUGCUUUGCAGUCACUAAAUCAGCUUCCACAUCAGUUUGCAUACACAAACCUUAUGUAAAUCCGACCCUCCCGCAAAUGUGCUCACUGCACUUUGAUUGCAAACAUACAAUGCAGUGUAUAUCCAGAAAAGUAGAGACAGGCUGUCGCGGCAGAUUUGUCACAGCUCAUCAAAAAUCCACUGGGGGCUAUGCGCGUCUCUGUUAGCUCGGUCCUCUUAAGUGUCUACCUUUGCAUAAAUAUUACUCGCAACCUGUCAACAUGCAGAUGAAAAUGACAACGCCUUUUAGCCACCUCCACUUGGCUGUCACACACUCAGCAUCCGCGCGCAUAUUCGCCAUUAGCACACUAACCCACAGAUCCAUUUUUAACCCGAGAUAGACACGUGCCUGCGACAGGCGGUGAUUCAAAGCCAAUGCAAAUAAGAGGUUUCUCGAAGUAGGUGAACAUAUUGAUGGAACCAUAGAGGGUAAAGAUAGAAAAAAAGGAAAAACAAGAUUGAAUGUAGCGAUGAUAUUACUCCGCGGAGGGCUUUUCCACUAAUUGGAAGCUCCGUUCUUGAACACACGAUGGCUGUGCCUGGCUUUUAAUAGAUUACCGCCUGCCUUUGUUUCACAUGCGAUGUCCUCCGUGACGUGGGCGCGCCGAGCCCGACUCUGGGUCGGAUCAAUGUGGCGACUAAUGAGCAAUGCUCAUGAGCGUGCUCAAAUCAUGAUUAAUGAGGAUUAGGUCUAAAGAUGAGGAGGGGCGGAAAUUGUUGCUCCUAACUUGGCGUCAAAUAUAUGGAUGUGCUCCUCGCUGUAGGUUGCGCUGUGGCGGCUUGCGUCGGCCUCAUUAGCGCCGAGGAGGCUGAUAUUCAUCAUCAGUGAAUAUUAAAGUCUUGUUGUGAAUCAGCAGUAAAACCAGUGACAGCAAGUACCUCUAUUUAUACCUUAUGCGGAGAGGUUUAUGCAACACUGGAUAUGGAGUCAGAAGUAUAAGCAAAUUUUUGUCCUUAAUUUGGGCUAAACUCCCACCUAAGAAACGUUCACUUCAAAUUUCGCAACCUAGAUUUUUUCAUAGAAACAUUGAGAAAUUAUCUGAGCAGCGUAGGGUCGGUUGCCGACGGGCUUACACUCAAAAGGGAUUCACACGAUUACUGGUUUUUAGAUCACACAGCUGAUUUGUGUAAACAUUCCACCCCUUUCAAUCACUUAUCUUAUAGACUCACCCACUUUCUUUCCCUGGUCAAUAGGCCCCCCACAUGGUGUCAACCGGAAAUACAACUAGCUGACGAUAGCACCAACAUAUUCCGAGUUAGUGUUGGCGUUCAAUGUAUUUUUUGUUGUUGUUUGUGUUUUUUCUUCUGCCCCCCCCCCC
Molecule: messenger RNA, 17225 nt
Organism: Corythoichthys intestinalis (scribbled pipefish)
Lineage: Eukaryota; Metazoa; Chordata; Actinopteri; Syngnathiformes; Syngnathidae
Product: leucine-rich repeat neuronal protein 3
Exons: 2
Coding region: 611-2737 (708 amino acids)
Cellular component (GO): extracellular matrix
Molecular function (GO): protein binding
Source: RefSeq, a predicted model, not a curated record